Erythranthe guttata (spotted monkey flower) is the source of this 1410-nucleotide messenger RNA. The record is from RefSeq and is a predicted model, not a curated record. NCBI's taxonomy places the organism in Eukaryota, Viridiplantae, Streptophyta, Magnoliopsida, Lamiales, Phrymaceae.
AUAAUAGAAUUUAAAUAAGAGAUUUUAAUUGGGCUAAAGAUAUAUGGCUUUAUUUUCGUGUGGCCCAUUAGUAAAUAACGAAUUCCAACCGCGGGCCCACCCCUCAUCUCUUCCCAAUCACCGCCCUAAACUCCACCACCACCACCACCACCAUAAACUACUUCGCCGCCGUUUCACACAACGAUUUUGUUUGCUGCUCGAGAUGAACGGAGAAGAAGGCAGAAAGCUUUUACUCCACUACCAUACGGCGGCGGCGCGACGGCGACAGAGGUGGUGGCGUGAUUCAAUAAAAUGGAGGAAAAUUGGGGCUUCAGGCUUGGAUAUUGGAAUCUGUACAGCUAGGAACAACAGUUUUAUUGAAAGAGGGAUCUGUUGGAUUGUUAAGAGUAAUCUUGUCGUGGAGGAAUGCUGGUAGUUGUCGAAUUGAGGUGGAUGGACUCGAGCUUGUUCUUGCUCCUCGAAGGGUAAUGAUUAUUUCUCCAGACGAACUUGAUGUUGAUUUUGAUGUCGAUGAUGGAUUCAACAACACUAUUGGCAGAAUGGUGAAGUGGAUAGGGAUUAGCUAUGAUGUGAAAGUUAAGAAACUAAAAGUGGCAUUUGAUCCACUUCUGGAAGAAGAACAAGGCAAAAAAGCAUUGGGCAGAAUUUUGGUUUUCCAGAGUAGUGAAGUUGAAUGCGAAACACGUAUUUCCAAUAACGCUUCUUCUUGCAUUUCCACAGUUGUAAAAUACGAGGAAGUAGUGCUUGAAGUACUUAAUGUGGAUGUUCUUGAUCAUCAAUUACGACCUGAAAGAACUACUGGUAACAUGACUAGGAUAAUUUCGGGAAAAAACGGAGGGGGUAUUUUGGGGAAUUUUAGGCUAAGUUUACCUUGGAAAAAUGGUUCGCUGGACAUUGGCAAAGUGGAGGUGGAUUUUUACGUUGAGCCUCAUGAACUAAGGCUUCAACCUAGCACCAUCAGAUGCUUCAUCUUCAUGGGGGCCCUAUUUAAUGAUAUGCCCAGGGGCACGAGUACUGGUUUAUUGGAAAAGUUUAACGCGCUGCAAGUCCUGUUGGAUGUUGAAAUGGGUGAAAAACUUCGUGCUAGAAAGAUGAGCAAUGUUGUUGUUUCCCUAUUGUUUGUUUUGUUCAUAAUCAUUCUAGUAUGUGAAUUUGUAUGGAAUUUGACAUCAACAGAAAAAAUAAAUAAAAAAUGUUACUAGUGUAAUUUGAAAUUUACUGUUUUCUAAGUUAUUCCGUGGCGUGAGUAUUUGUAUUACGCACCUUCGUUCGCAAGUGUCGUGAUCGUUGUAAUAGUAUUUUGCAUUGUAUCUGGAUUGAAUAUGUAACAUAUAUUGUUGAAAUGUUAGAAAGGUUGAAAGGUUGAACCUUUGUUGUCAUAAUUAAUAUGAAGCACUUGAAGGUUUGGUU